GGCGCGAAGAUCAAGAAUCCAAGAUGGCGGACGUGGCUAGUUCGAAAAAAACCAUUCAAUCGAGCUUAGUUACUGAUGUACUACAGAAAGCAGGACACUUAGAACAGGAAGACUUUCAUGUCUGUGUCAAGCAGAUGCUCCAGAAGGCAGAAGAAAUAAAGGUCGAUGUAUUCCAAGCCAUUUACAAGGAGUAUUCAUUUGGUGCUUUCCAAGACUUGAAUUCAUCUACUUAUGAACUGGAUUGGAGGGUGAAAAAUCUUCUGACAGACAUUGAGAAUGCUUCUAAGAGGAUCAAAGGGUCAAUACAUCCACAGCUGGAUCUUGCAGCAACAGAGCAUUCAAAAUUGACCCAAGAGUUUCAUGAAACAGAAGCCAUUGCAGAUGUUUUAACCAGACUGUGUAAGAUUCACACUGCUCUAGAUAGGUUUCCAACUGAAAUGGACACUGAAGAAUAUUGCAAGGCAGCAGAAAUUUUUGACACAGUGAAUGAAGAUCUUUCACAACUUCCAAAGGCUGGUCAGGAAAGCAAGAUUUUCACUGCGCUUAGGGAAGAAUUGAGAAGACAGCAUUCUGAAUUGAUUAAUAAAUUAGAGUCAGUGUGGUCUAAGAGUAUAACCUGGAACACUCCUACAACAGCAUCUCUAGAUAGCAUUCAUGCUCAUCUUAAGACAAAACUAACUUUUACAACAGUUGAAUCUGGUAUGGAAAAUGUAAUAAAUGCAAUGCAGGCACUAAAUGUGUUGGACAAGAGAAUCAAGAUAUUUGGAAAGAAGCUCUUACAGUUUUUCUUCAGACCCAUGAUAGUGUUUCCAAAUCUAAAGCCAUCCAUAGAGAAAACAAAACAGUCUGUAGUUGUCUCACUUGUGAAGGAUCCUACCAGGCAGAAGGUCUUAGAUCCAGGAAAAGUUUAUAUUAAGAUAACCGAGGUGUUGGAUGUAAUCAAGAACCACUUCCAUCCAAACGAAGAAGAGAAAUCUGAAAAACCUGGAGAUAAUAAUGAGAAAAAUGUACAGCUGUUCAGUUUGUUAGGGUCAGUUCUUUGGCCUGUGUUAUCAGAAGAUAUUAUAAAAGAUUGUCUUGCAAAAUCUAUUCCAAAUACAAGUGCACAGCUUGAAAAAUACCAAGAAGUCAUUGCAAAUACCGAGGAUUUUGAAUCUAAGCUGAAAUUAUUAGGAUUUCUCCAAGAAACCCCUUCUGCUCUAACUAAGUAUAUCAAGGACAUAAGUGUUCAUGUUGGAAAUAAAAAGUGCCAAGAACGUCUAGUAGCAGCUCGUGACCUGAUGAAAGAUAACAUCCAUAACACAAUAGCUAUUGACAAGUAUUCUGAUACUGCAGUUCUACGUAGCCUGGGAGAAAUAGAGAAUGCUGUCAAUGGCAAAAACGGGAAAAAGGAAUCUAGUCUGUCAAUCAAGAAUGAAGCCAACAACCAACUGAGCCCAUUCACGUUUCAACUACCCUCAUGUCGCAUUAGUGAGAGCACCAAAGAGUUGAUGAACCUUGCUUACAAAACUCUGUUAGAGGCUACUAAAUCUACUCCACAGAGUGCCAUCCAGCUCUUCUACACUGUCCGUAAUAUGUUCGAGUUAUUUUGUAAUGUUGUCCCAACAUACCACAAAGAAAGCCUGACAAACUUACCUCAGUUGGCUGCUCUACACCAUAACAACUGCAUGUACAUAUCGCAUCUGCUUCUCACCAUGGGACAUCAGUUCAAGUCUCAGCUACCCGAACCCUUGAACCAAGGUGCUGCUACAUUCAUGGACCUGGUGCCUACUAUCAGAAGCCUUGGAGAAAACUGUCUUCUGGAACAGCUCAGAAGGCAACGCUCUCAGCUGUUGAACAUCAUACGAGAUGUUGGUGGAUUAGCUGAUGCUCACGAGGAUGCUAGAGGAGAAAAAAUAGAGAGAGCCAUCAAACAGGUGUUACAUCAACUUCUUCAUCUCRAGAAGAUGUGGCUUGGUAUUUUACCAUUAAAUCUAUUCCACCAGUCACUGGGUGCUUUGUUAGAUGCAGUCCUGAUAGAUAUCAUUGACAAGGUCUUACAGCUCGAGGAUAUAUCCUCAGAUGAAGCUACUCGUCUUCAUUCUAUACUGUCCAUACUCAUAAACCGAGGUCCUGAGUUAUUCAUGGAACCUACAAAAGACAAGGACCAAUCACAGGUCGACCCUCUUAUGGUGGUUCCUCAUUGGUCCAAAUAUAAACAGGUGGUCGGUGCGCUGGAAGCCAGUCUCCAGGAUUUAGCAGACGGAUGGUCAGACGGGAAAGGGCCGUUGGCACUUGAUCUUACAGCCAAUGAAGUUCGAGGUCUGAUAAGGGCGUUGUUCCAGAAUACAGAUCGAAGAGCUGCGGUGUUGGCGAAAAUUAAAGCUGUGCAAUAAAUUAUGAGUUAUUUAAUGAAGAACAGCUAAAAUAUGGAUCGUGCCUAAUAGAGGUUUUGCACCACCACGUGACGACAGCCAUGUUAGAUGGCAGGAACAAUACAGUCGUUUUACAUGAGAAAGAAUUCAAUAUUCCCGACAUCAAAGGGAUUUUAUUGUUCUGCCAUCUAGUCACAGGAAGCCCAAGCAGUAUUAUGGGAUGACCACGUGAUGGUGCAUAACCUCUGUAGACCAGUUCCAAACAACCGCUGUAUUUCUUGAUUACAGACCCAUUUACGCAGAGUUAACCUCGCGUUCCAUUCAAGUUCCGUCGAAUUUCAAAGUGUUCGUAUUGUUGAAGUUGUGCAUUCUUUACUUUACCUUUGGUAUUUGUGAAUAUUUAAACACUGAUACAAGGCUAACCCUGUGUAAAUGAGUCUGUAAUCAAGAAACACAGCGGUAAUUUGGAACUCGAAACUGGUCUGUUGUCUAUUGUUCGAGCUUUUAAAAAUUGUGUUGAUCAGUUUGUAGAGGGUUUGAUCAGAUGUAAGUAUUUAAAUGUAAAAUAUUACGCAAGAAUUAAAGAGAAGACAUGAAAAUG
Molecule: messenger RNA, 2955 nt
Organism: Actinia tenebrosa (Australian red waratah sea anemone)
Lineage: Eukaryota; Metazoa; Cnidaria; Anthozoa; Actiniaria; Actiniidae
Product: centromere/kinetochore protein zw10 homolog
Biological process (GO): mitotic cell cycle; mitotic spindle assembly checkpoint signaling; endoplasmic reticulum to Golgi vesicle-mediated transport
Cellular component (GO): RZZ complex; nucleus; chromosome, centromeric region
Source: RefSeq, a predicted model, not a curated record